Molecule: messenger RNA, 1161 nt
Organism: Aspergillus aculeatus ATCC 16872
Lineage: Eukaryota; Fungi; Ascomycota; Eurotiomycetes; Eurotiales; Aspergillaceae
Exons: 3
Coding region: 1-1161 (386 amino acids)
Molecular function (GO): nucleic acid binding
Source: RefSeq, a predicted model, not a curated record
AUGGCGAUUCACCCCGGUUUCCCAUCUGAGGCAGACCCAAGAGGCAAUCUGUCGCCGCAGCAGGCCCGAGCCAUCUCGAUUUGGACAGAACAGGCUGCUGUCUCGCUGGAAAACUUGACCAUCUCGGAGCCGGUCUCGUCCAGCGAUCGAGUGGUUUCGUUAUCGCAAUCUACACCGACGCGGACAUCUUUUCGUGGGACCACGGUAUCUUUGUCGAUUCCUUUGGAUGACCCAGCACCGAGAACAGAAAGCGCGUCUGCGGCUCGCGUCAAGCUUCUCGGUCAACCCCCAAAGGAUGCUCAACAGGUGGCGUCGGUCAGCUUCCGUCGUCGAGAACCCUUGCGACGCGACAGUCUCAAGAGGCGCGAGGCUCUCCUGAAGGGGAAGGAUGGCAGCCGUCGCAGACAACGUUGGGAAAAUGAUCGUCUACUGCACAAUCCCUGGGCUGAGCCGCCUUCUUCUAAGGACUGGAAUAUCCAGCCGACCUACACCCGACACAACCCCAUGCCAUACUACCUUGCGCCCUUGUGGGAUUCCCAUUAUGCGCAAUUGGACCAAAAUCCGAAGCAGGCCGGCGCUGGCACGGGGAACGAGAAACACCGCGUACCGAAGGAGCUGCGCAUGAAGCUCAAGCACGCACGUGGCGCUCGCGGUAUGCUCCAGGACCUGGAAGAGGACAUCAGACAGUUCAUCCAGCGAUGGAGCGAAAAGCAGCUUCUUCUCCAGAAGGAGGGGCUGACCGAUGCUCCUCAGUUGUCCGAUGAGGAUGACUCUGAGGAUGAGGUUGUGUUCGUGGGUCGUAAUGGGCUGAUGCAUGAUUCACCUCAACGGAAGGCGAAGUUGCAGCAGAUGCGAGAAGCGAUGAAAGCUCACAACGAGCGUGACGGCGAGAAGAUGGUGUUCGAGAGCCCGGUCGAUGAUCGGGGUGCUGGGUUUGGCCGCUGGCUUGUCCACUCCAUUGCAUCUUAUUAUGGGUUGCACACGUGGUCGGUCACUGUGGGUGAACCAGCGCGUCGUGAGGCUUAUGUUGGCUUCCGUCCGCCGGCCCCAUCCACCCGUCCCGAGUUUGCACACCAAGCGGCCGGAUUCGGAAGCUGCCGCCGCGAAGCGAUGAUUAAGCCUGGAGAUGAACUUCCGCAACCGCUGUGGGCCCAGGUUUAA